Aspergillus costaricaensis CBS 115574 is the source of this 1695-nucleotide messenger RNA. Its product is annotated as cytochrome P450. Bases 101 to 1690 code for a protein of 529 amino acids. Lineage: Eukaryota; Fungi; Ascomycota; Eurotiomycetes; Eurotiales; Aspergillaceae. The record is from RefSeq and is a predicted model, not a curated record. Gene Ontology annotation, molecular function: oxidoreductase activity, acting on paired donors, with incorporation or reduction of molecular oxygen; iron ion binding; monooxygenase activity. The transcript is spliced from 2 exons.
GAACCUUUGAUAUUUAACCUUGUUCAUCAUUGACAUUCAAUUACUUGAUCUACUGUGUUUCUCUUGUCCGGCUCUAUCGUGACGCCCCCAAAGAGCAACCAUGUGGUCACUUUUCACAAUCGCCCCUUACGCGUUCUUUAUCGGGAUCGUGGGGAUCUCCUACUUCCUGGUAUGGCCGUUUGUGCAGUAUAUCAGAGACCCCAAAGGUCUCCGGAAAUACCCUAAUCUUACACCAAUCUCGGGAAUGUCUGCCAUCCCGUUCAUGCUCAUGGCGUCCCGCGGAUUCCGGUCGCGAGAAAUGCAGGAGCUGCACCAGGAGAAGCCGGUAAUCCGUACCGGACCCAAUACGCUCUCCUAUGGUGAUGUGCGCGCGAUCAAGGACAUUUACGGCCAUAACACCAAGUGCAUCAAGGACCCAUCCUACGUCGUCACGGCGGGCACGCAUUACCACCUAGCCGAUGUGGUGGACAAGGGGGACCAUGCGCGGAAGCGUAAGGUUCUGUCAUCCGCCUACGCUCUUAAGAACCUUGAAACAUGGGAGCACAAAGUCAGCGACAAGGUUGAGAAGGUGGUGGCCCACUUUGACAAGGUGUGCACGGCCGCACCGUCUGCGGCUGUGGCGUCCGGCAAGGUCGCGCCGGACCCCAAAGACCUGACCGUGGAUUUCCGCGCCUGGACCAACUACUUCACGCUGGAUGCUAUCGCAGAUAUCGGUCUGUCAGAGAAGCUGGGCUUCUUGGACCAGGGCAACGAUGUCUGCAUAGCUGAGCGGAAGGAUGGGUCAACGUACACGGUGAAUCUCCGGGAGGCACUGUAUCCCACGGCCCGGAAGCAGUCGCUUAUCCUCUGGAACUACGAAUGGUACCCGGUGCUGAACAAGCUGGUCAACGUGAUCCCGUUCUUCGGCCGGAUGCAAAAAUCCUCGGACAACUGGGACAACAUUGUGUGGCGACGCAGCAUCGAGCGCCUGCGACGGUAUGAGGCUGGGGAGAAGCUCGAUGACUUCUUCCAAGCGCUGAUGGAGGAUAAGAACGGCCGGGCCAACAACCUGGAGUGGGGCGAUGUGGUGUCGGAAGUGAACAUCAUGAUGAACGCAGGCAGCGUAACGACGGCGAUCGCGAUCGCCAACGUGAUGUACCAGCUGCUGCGGAAUCCGGAGUGCCUGGCUAAGCUCCGGGAAGAGAUCGACGCAGUGCUGGACGCGGACGAUAUCGUUGCGCCAUACGACAAGGUGAAGCACUUGCCGUAUCUUCGGGCAUGCCUGGACGAAUCGCUCCGGAUCUUCCCGCCAACGUCGCACGGGCUUCCGCGCGAGACACCGGAAGAGGGGAUGGAGAUCCUGGGCCAGUGGGUGCCGGGGAAGACAACGGUCAGCAUGUCGGCCUAUGUUGCGCACCGCGACGAGCGGGCCUUCCCCAAGGCGGACCAGUACAUCCCGGAGCGGUGGUUGGGAGAAGAAGGCAAAGCGCUGCAGCCGUACUUUGUGGCGUUCUCGGCGGGGGCACGGUCCUGUAUCGGGCGGAACAUCUCGUACUUGGAGCAGACGAAGAUCCUGGCGUCGCUGGUGCAUCGGUAUGAGUUUGCGCUGCCGCACCCCGGGUGGGAGCUGAAGCGACUGGAGACGAUGAACUUGAUUUUGGGAGAUAUGCCGGUGAAGGUGUGGCGACGGCAGGUGCCGGCCACCGAUUAGGGAAA